Molecule: messenger RNA, 3741 nt
Organism: Sclerotinia sclerotiorum 1980 UF-70
Lineage: Eukaryota; Fungi; Ascomycota; Leotiomycetes; Helotiales; Sclerotiniaceae
Exons: 3
Coding region: 1-3741 (1246 amino acids)
Biological process (GO): negative regulation of transcription by RNA polymerase II; chromatin organization
Cellular component (GO): pericentric heterochromatin
Molecular function (GO): metal ion binding; chromatin binding
Source: RefSeq, a predicted model, not a curated record
AUGUCGUCCAAAAAGGCGAACACGAAGGUCUUCUCCUCACUUGAAGAAGACGAAAUUUCCAAAUUACUAUUAGAAUCGACGGAUGAUGAGGAGCAAUAUCCUUCAGAUCACGAAUUCACGGUCGAACGAAUUUUGGCCCAAAAAUCGGAAGACGGUCAACAGCUGUAUCUGAUUAGGUGGGCGGGAUUUCCAGAGGAAGAAUCAUCUGUAAAUACUCAUCAUAUCAAAACUCAUCCUGAGUAUACUGCUAAUAUUUACAUCUCACAGUGGGAGCCGAGAAGGAACAUAUUGGGCAAACCCAUUCUUGAUGCUUGGAAAUCACGACAAUCUCGUGAACUUGAGGGCUUGGAUACACCAUAUGACACCAGAAAACUCGAAGCUCUAAAAAGGAGGGUCGAGGAUGGUAAAUUACGACGUCGUCGUUUGCGACGUGAAAAGAGGAAGCGCCAGGGUAUAGUUGUCUCUCCUCACGACUCGGAUGCAGAUGCUGGCGAAGAAGAGUCUACAGUUCUACGUCAAAAUGUUGGCUCACCUACACCCGAUGGUAAAAGGAAUCCUGAAAGACAGCAGCAAGUUCAAGCUACGAAAAAACCUGAGGGACCUGUACAAAAUGACUCGGACUUAUCGUCUGAUGAACCGCUGUUUGUCAAUCAACAACAAACGGCAAAAUUGGAUGCCUCAUCUUCUAAAACUGCCCCCCGACCAGAGGAGGAAUCACAGAAGCAAGCUGCUUCAAAGCCAAGAGCCGCUGAUACCCUGGAGAUAGCAGCCGCCAAGAAGUCUACAUCCUCUAGAGGUACACCAAAAAUUCGAGGAGGAGGUGCCAUGCGCGGAGGUUCUUCUCUAUACUCACAAAAUGUAUUCAUCAGUGGUAAAGCUCCCAGAAAACAAAAAGCCAGUUUGAUUGAAGCUGCUGCAGAUUCAUCAAAAGACCAGCGGCAUUUCAAAACCAGACACAUCCUCAGAAAAGUGGAACUGGCUGGUAGAACGAUGGCGGAAAAAGCACCAGAUCUUGCUUUUAUCCCUGGUGGGUUGAUCAAUCCUUCAAAAGCUUCAUCUGCGCAAAAACCAGAGGCUCUUCGGAGGACUUCAUCUGCUCCACAGAACGAAGAGGAAAAUCGAAGAGUGCCACCAGCUACGCCAAAUCAUGAGCAGCAAGAAGACUCCCAUGGACCUGCUCCGCACCCGGCUGAAAUGUCAUGGGAGGACGUACAGCAUAUCCCGUAUGAGCAACGAACAAGAUGCUUCUUCACUACCCAGCCACAAGGGUGCUAUAAUAGUCAUUGCAAAUAUCUUCACGUCGACGAUCCCCGACUUCCCGUUGUCUCGGCCCCCGAUGGAUGGUUUGACUCACAGAAAAAAAUCUGUUUCUUCUACAAUUUAGAUGGGAAUUGCCGACGUGGUGACGCAUGUAGAGACUUACAUAAUUCGAACAGCAAUAUCCCAGUGAGGAGUCCGCCGCCUGGAUGGGUACCGCCGGCCUCGUCUGGCAAAACCAUGUCAAGAAAAUCCCAGGCGCCCCAUAGUGUAGGUGGUCCAAAAAUGGUCUGCUAUUAUUGGUACUCGGAGAAUAAUUGCAAGAAAGGGGAUGAAUGUAAAUUAGCCCAUUCAAACGACAAUGAUUUUCCCGUGGCAACGAAACCUGGUUCUAUACCAUUGAAGUCUAUUCCUUGCAAGUAUUGGAAUCAGGGCCAUUGCCAGUUGGAUAGGAAUUGUUAUUUCAAGCACGAACAGGCUCAAUAUAGUCCCGUAGUUUAUACGAGUCAUGUUGACCCAGACGUAGUCGAUCUGGGAAUUUCAAGGGAAAGAGGUUCACAGCGCCCACUGCAUAAUGCAAGAACUACUCCGGUACCUGGUGACGACGAUGCGAUAGAUGUCGAGAUGAACGCAGCGCCUGAUCUCCCUCCGCUUGAGCGAAAUCAUCAAGAGGCUGAACAGUUACCUUUUGAUAAUGACCUGAUGAAUGGGGAGGUACAAAGCGCAGGUGCCAAAAUUAAAGCAGUCACGUUUGGUCCACAAGCUCAACCUACCAACCUCGACUUUACAAGCCUUCCGACGGAUGCUUCAGAUUGGAAAAAAGCCUUCGUGAGUGCAGAGACUCUACAUUUCGAACAAAUCUGCACGGUGCAUGAUUUCAAGUCAAAAUACGGUCACAUUCAACAAUACACCUACUGGCAACAGAAUAUUAGCACCGACUCCACUGACCAAGCCGGAUGCCAUAUGGUCAAAAACAUAGCUGAAUACCUCUGCCUAUGGAUAUCUGGUUUAGCAUGUGUUAGCGACAAUUAUAUCAUUCUACUUUAUCCAGUUGCAGUCGAAGAAUGGAAGUAUUUAGAUGUAGCACCUAGCCUUCCUACCGAUGCUAAGCUGAGAUAUUUGGUAUUUGGAACUCAGAGCCAUAUACUAAGUUCCGUUGAAUCUUCGAAAAUCAACCAAAAUUCAUCAACGGAUCUUUCGUACAGAGAUAUGAUGAUGAAAAGUUUCCAUCAUCUUGAUUACGAAAAACUGAUAAUGGAUCAAAAAUCUAAGGACCAGAAAGUCAAGGACCAAAAAGUCAAGAGACUUAUCUUCAACUUUUGUUUGAUAUUUCCUGCGUCGAACCAAUCUACCGCGGAAUUGAUAGCAUCAUGGCUUAAGAGCUGCUCGAUAUAUAGCAAAAUUUACAAUUACCAAAAGCCAGGAUGCUGGAACCACUUCAGGAAAAAUGUCAACGCUGGAGCUGUACUAAUACACUCAUCUGCGCUUAGUCUGAUUUCUGACACAGACCUGGUUCAUGGUAUGACAACAGAAGGGAUGAAUUACACAUUUUGGUGCAUCCAAGAUAGCACAUCGAAGAUGCCGUUCUCCCACAUCACCCAGAAACCAGAGUUGGGCCAAAUUGUAACAAAGCGCCUGUUGCCUUUAGGAUAUGCCAUACUUCUAACACCAAGUUUCUUGGUUGCAGAACCGGUUAUGACACUUAACUUCUUAAAAUGGUAUCAGAAAAAGCUCAAAAGCUCGAUAAAUGGCUCAAUUAGAGUAUUGUGCUGCCACGAACUGCCAAAUUUCCUCAUGGAACUUUCUAUUUCCAAGGUUGAGGAGCAACAAGAACUCAUGAGAAACCUCAGUGGCGACCCAUCAAUGCUUGCUAAGCUAAGCGCGAAGGGAUUAAGCCACGAACAGUGUGAAGCGAGACUUGAUUUGUAUUGGCUUCUUUGUGAUAUGCUCCGCAAGGAUCUACCCGCUAACCUCUCCCCAUUCGACUGUGAUCCAUCCGAGGAAGAGUCGCGGAGUCCAUUACUUUUUGCCCCUCCGUCUAUUGAUCAGAAUGAUGAGAAAAAGCUAGUCGCUUGGUUUGCAGGUUGGGCCUAUGCACAUCUGGACAAAUACAGGCGAUUUUACGUCGUUGGUUCUGGGAAAUCCAAAAAAAGUGUUAAUGAUCCAGUGAGAAUGAUUCCGGAAAAGGACAUCUUCCCGCAAAAUUCCAAGGCUUUUCGAGAAGGCGGCGCAUUGGCUUGGGCUAGGCGAGGAAGGGUGCCAUUUCCUAUUGCUACUAAUUUGGAACCAUCUAACAUCAAUGUAGUUCAAUCCCAGGAAGUGGAAGCAGAAUUGAAGGAAUUUAAAUUUGAUCUCACGGACCAAUGGUAUCCUGAGUGGAGGAGAAAUACGGGUGAAGGACAGAGCACAAAUCAUAUCACAGAAUAUCGGUGGGAUCUGACGGUGGCAUACUCUGCCUUUAGUGGUUGGUUCUUUGAUUCAUAG